AUGUCCAAGAAGGCGACGAAUUGGAAGCUGUGGGGGAAGAUGAUGCUCGGAGGAGCGGCCAUCUGCGUCGGAGGACCGGCAUUCACGAUCUGGGUGACACCAACCGAGGAAGAGCUGUUCAAGAGAUAUAACCCGGAGCUGCAGAAGAGGAGUCUGGAGAACCGCGAGAAGACGCAGGCCGAGUUCGAUCACUUCGUAACCAAGCUGAAGGAGUACUCCAAGUCCGAUAGGCCGAUCUGGGCGGUGCGCGACGAAGACAUCGAGAGACAGCGGAUAGCGCAGCUUGCGGCCAAGAAGCAAAAGGACAACGACCUCAAGGCGCAGCAGGAAGCGAUGAGGAAAGAGUCGGGACUCGGCAAGGGAACCCCCCGCAGAAAGGUCAAGCGCGCGCCCGCCCGCUCUGCCGCCGACGACAAGAAGCUCCAGGCCGCCCUGAAGAAGCUCAACGUCCAGCCCAUCCAGGCCAUUGAGGAGGUCAACAUGUUCAAGUCCGACGGCAACGUCCUCCACUUCGCUGCCCCCAAGGUCCACGCCGCCGUCCCCGCCAACACCUUCGCCAUCUACGGCCAGGGUGAGGACAAGGAGCUGACUGAGCUCGUCCCGGGCAUCCUUAACCAGCUCGGCCCCGACUCGCUCGCCUCCCUGCGCAAGCUCGCCGAGAGCUACCAGAACAUGCAGAAGGAGGGCAAGGACGGUGAGGAGGACGACAUCCCCGACCUCGUCGAGGGUGAGAACUUCGAGAGCAAGGUCGAGUAA
Molecule: messenger RNA, 756 nt
Organism: Colletotrichum karsti
Lineage: Eukaryota; Fungi; Ascomycota; Sordariomycetes; Glomerellales; Glomerellaceae
Product: nascent polypeptide-associated complex
Exons: 5
Coding region: 1-756 (251 amino acids)
Cellular component (GO): nascent polypeptide-associated complex; cytosol
Source: RefSeq, a predicted model, not a curated record